AUGACCACGCAGCGCGGCGGGCCUUCCCCGGCCCCUGCACCCGCCUCCCCCGUGGCGGCCGCCAGCCCACGCCCCGAGCUGCCGUGGGCAUUCAUCGACUGUCCCGCCGAAACGCUCGUCGUGCUCAUCGCGCACAUGUUAGAGCUGUUAUGCCAACACAACGACCAGGUCCUCUUAACCCCCGACGCGCUCACACGCUUCCACUCGCGAGCUCCCCCGGGUAUUACCAUUAUCGACUACCUCCGCCGUAUCGUAAAGUACACCAACCUCGAGAAAAUACCUCUCCUCUCGCUCCUCGCGUACAUCGACCUCACAUGCCAGAACCUCCCCACCUUCACCCUCUCCUCCCUCACCGUACAUCGGUUCCUCAUUGCGGGCGUCACCGCCGGCUCCAAGGCGCAGUGCGACGUGUUCUGCACCAAUGCCCACUACGCCAAAGUCGGCGGUAUCAAAGUCGGCGAGCUCAACUCGCUCGAGCGCGAGUUCCUGCGAGUAACAGGAUGGGCGCUGUGUUGCAAUGCAGACCUGUUACAGCGAUAUUACACGUCGUUAAUUCGCUCGCACGGCGGCUUUGUGCAGGCUCCCGAGCCCGAAGUCUCGCCAUUCAUGGCCUUCCCAGACGCAGGCAAGACGCAGUCUGACCCAGACACGCCGGCCAAUAGCGCAAGGGACGAGGCCGAGGCGAACGGGUCCGAGAUGGGGUCUGUGGACGAAGGGGACGAUGACGAUGAGGGCGAUGAGGAUGAGGACAUGGACGUUCCACCUCCUCAAGGACGGGGGAGACCACGAGAGCGCGACGGGAUGGACGUGGACACCCCCGAAGUGGAGACCAAGCUGGGACGGAGCGUCGACAAGGUCCACGGGCUCAAGCAGCUAGUCGGCGGUAUACUUGGGCGCCGGAACCGCCCGCACUCGCAGGACGCGAUGCACAGGACACCGCAAACAGCUCCAGGAGGACAAGCGCACGACCGACCAGGAUCCGCAGCGACAUCCGCCACUGUCACCCCAGGGACGGCGCGCGGAAAUGGCAACGGACACACGGUGCGAUCGCGGCCUGUCCCGUCGCCUGCGCUCGACCACAGCAGUCCGACCAAGCAGCUCACGCCGCGGGUGCGAACUCGCGACGAGCGGUCUGUUGAGAGCUUGAGGGGCGUCGGCAUGCCACCUCCCGUCGCAGUGGACGACUGCAAGCGGCGCGCGAGGGGAGAUUAG
Messenger RNA from Cutaneotrichosporon cavernicola, 1212 nucleotides. RefSeq lists its product as uncharacterized. Gene Ontology annotation, biological process: regulation of cyclin-dependent protein serine/threonine kinase activity. Gene Ontology annotation, cellular component: cyclin-dependent protein kinase holoenzyme complex; nucleus. Gene Ontology annotation, molecular function: protein kinase binding; cyclin-dependent protein serine/threonine kinase regulator activity. Bases 1 to 1212 code for a protein of 403 amino acids. The transcript has 3 exons. The record is from RefSeq and is a predicted model, not a curated record. Lineage: Eukaryota; Fungi; Basidiomycota; Tremellomycetes; Trichosporonales; Trichosporonaceae.